CACAACCAGGCGUUCCCCGGCCACACUGUCUGGUGUCCUGUCUGCAGAUAGGGAGCUUCCAUUUCCUCAUCCAACAACCUCAUACUGGAGACACAACCAGGCGUUCCCCCGUCGCCCUGUCUGCCGCACUGCCUGCCGCCCUGUCUGCCGCACUGCCUGCCGCACUGCCCGGUCAAGGCCAAAUGCAACCGUGCCUGGGAGCAGCAGAAGAGACGUCUAUCCACCCCGACGGGACUAACCUAUUUACUAACCCUGAAUAGACCAAAUAACCCUGAAUGGAUACGUUAUUAAGACAAAGACCUAUGCAAUAGGCAUAGUCAACAUGGAAUUUGUUUUGUUUUUUGACGGACCUUUGUGAAACAACAAGCUAACGUCAGUUCGCUACCAAGGCGGCCUAACAUUAGCAAAAGGAGCUAGCUACCGUUAGGGGGGAGAAACACGGCAAAGUUGGACUUCUGUGGGCAAAAACAACAAAAAAAGGCCGACGGGUUUAUUCCCUAACAAGUUUAUUUUAACAUAGUUAACUACCUGUUCGUAACGCUAGCAGUGUAUUGUUAAUGUUUAGUUAGGUAACUUAGCGUAGCUAACGUUGUGUGAAGUAGCUGUCUUGUUAGCAUGACAACCUGACCCCGUCUUCAAUGUGUCGCUGGACACUUCGGUUAUUGAACUGCGCGUGAAGGAGACAGACGUGUAAUAAAGACGUUAAAGUUUCGGAAGAGCGGGAAGUUUCAAGUUAAAUCAAAUGUACAACAGAGUGAAGUCAAUGUCGUUGCUGAAGCACAUCACGACGCUGUUGUUCGUGACGGUCCUCCCUCCGGUCCCCGCUGACCAGCAGAUGGAGAGGGAGUGUGCCUUCACUGAGCAGCAACAGCAGUGGGAGAUGGAGCGCGUGGCGGUGGGGGAGGGACGGGUUUCCCCCGAGAACACCACCAUCCACUGCUCUAAAGGAUCUCACUGCUUCGGCCUCUGGGAGAAGAGUCCUCCUGGAGACGUCAGGCUGGUCAAACAAGGUUGUUGGACUCACCUUGGCGACCAGCAGGAGUGUCGGGACGACCGUUGCGUGGUAACCAACCUGCCUCCUCAGAUCCAGAAUGGGACGUAUCACUUCUGCUGCUGUAGUACUGACAUGUGUAACGUCAACUUCACUGAGGACUUUCCUCUGCCCAGUCCCACUACAGCCCAGCCGCUAUUCCCACUGCCCAGUCCCACCUCUGACCCUAGCCCCCUGCCCAGCCGCCCAGCCGCUAUUCCCAGCCCAGCCGCUCCCACUCUGACCCUAGCCCCCUGCCCAGUCCCACUACAGCCCAGCCGCUAUCUGAUAGGUCGAGGCCGGUACGGCUCGGUGUUCUGUGGUUCGUUAGACGAGCGACAGGUGGCUGUGAAGGUGUUCAGCUCAGCCAAUCGGCAGAACUUCCUGAACGAGUGUUCCAUUUAUUGUCUCCCCCUGCUGGAGCAUGACAACAUCGCACACUUCAUCGCUGCCGACGAACGGCUGGGGGCCGAGGGCCAGUGGAGUACCUUCUGGUCAUGGAGUACUACCCCACGUAAGUACCUUCUACUGGGUUCUACUGGUUCCAGGCGGCUGGGGGCCGAGUGGAGUACCUUCUACUGGGUUCUACUGGUUCCAGACGGCUGGGGGCCGAGUGGAGUACCUUCUACUGGGUUCUACUGGUUCCAGACGGCUGGGGGCCGAGUGGAGUACCUUCUGCUGGGUUCUACUGGUUCCAGACGGCUGGGGGCCGAGUGGAGUACCUUCUACUGGGUUCUACUGGUUCCAGACGGCUGGGGGCCGAGUGGAGUACCUUCUACGGCUGGGGGCCGAGUGGAGUACCUUCUGCUGGGUUCUACUGGUUCCAGACGGCUGGGGGCCGAGUGGAGUACCUUCUACAGGGUUCUACUGGUUCCAGACGGCUGGGGGGGCCGAGUAGAGUACCUUCUGCUGGGUUCCACUGGCUCUUUGUAUCGCUAUCUGGGCCUGCAGACAGGAGACUGGAUGAGUAGCUGUCGUCUGGCCCAUUCCAUCACCAGAGGCCUGGCCUACCUGCAUACUGAGCUGCUUAAAGGAGACUUCUACAAGCCAGCUGUGUCUCACAGAGAUCUGAACAGUCGGAACAUUCUGGUGAAGAAUGACGGAACGUGUGUCAUCAUCGACUUUGGCCUCUCCAUGAAGUUGACGGGGAACCGGUCGGUACGACAGGGAGAGGAGGAGAACGCUGCCAUCAGUGAG
Molecule: messenger RNA, 2227 nt
Organism: Oncorhynchus keta (chum salmon)
Lineage: Eukaryota; Metazoa; Chordata; Actinopteri; Salmoniformes; Salmonidae
Product: bone morphogenetic protein receptor type-2-like
Exons: 9
Biological process (GO): protein phosphorylation; vasculature development; BMP signaling pathway
Cellular component (GO): signaling receptor complex; plasma membrane
Molecular function (GO): transforming growth factor beta receptor activity; ATP binding
Source: RefSeq, a predicted model, not a curated record